GUUACUCUACAUAUUUACCAAAUUGUUUAACCUCAAAAUUAGUGUCAAAUAUCUGUAACUUGUCAUUAAGUUUAAUCAAUUUAAAGUAAUAAAAAUAGAAGCAUUUUACUUAAUUCAAUUUACACAUGCAAAAAAAACUUACGCACAAUAAACCUACAUGGAAAUUAAAGUCUUUUUCAAUGUCCUGUAGUCUGAAAUAUGUUUACUCAUAUCAUCAAAUGUAGAGCUGUACUGAAGAAGCCGAUUUUGCCAAUAUUUAGUUGAAUCGGCAUUUCUGCCAACUUCCAAUACUCUUGUUAAUUUUCGGCCGAUAUUACUGAAAAACGAAAGAGACUGCCAUAACCUAAAAAUCCACGAGUACCCCUUUCACUUUUCGUAGUAGUACUGCAUUCUUUCAGAUCACAUUAUUUCUUAGCAACAUGUGCCAACCGUACAAAUCAAGAUUUAACAUCUUUUUUUUUUUCAAUAAUGUUCUUUAAUUUUAAUAUGUCCUAAAUAAAUACAUUACCAUCACGGUAAAUACACAUCUCGGUUAUUACGGUAACUAUAGUGCAAAUGUGGUAACUAUCAUGCUUCUGCAGUAGUUAUGGUAUCUACAAAGAAUCUUGUUCUUUUUAUGGUAAUUAUCUUAAGAUAACUAUUGGAAUUGUACUGUAGUUAUGGUACAUCAUCCAUAUUUCUUCGUAAGUUGUUGUUCAUUUGUCUUUUCUUCAUAUUUAUAUUUACGUGCGCCAUAACUGGCAGGAACUUUCAUAAAAAUUUUAAACGGGACUUUAUAUCACACAUUUAAUGGCGUAAAUGAUGAGACCCCGGACAAUUUAAACGCUUUUUACAGUAAAAUGCGGGAAAUGUUUCCGCAUAAAGCGGGAAAUACUUCCGCAUAAAGCAGGAAAGUGAUACAUUAAUGCUAUGCGGAAAAUUAAAGAAGUAAAAAAAAUUAAUCACGGAAAUUCGUAAAUCCCAGGUACGUAAAAAUGAUGUGUUCAUGUAAACGGUCGAUCAUGUUACAUUAUAAAGUAAAGGAUAAUAGUGUUGUAAGACUUUUAUUCCGAUAUAAUGAGAGUCUUUUUUUUUAUAGCUACAGUGCAAGAAAAGCUCGCUCGAAUUUCGAGUUGUUGAAAAGCCACGAGCUCGAGUUCGAGUAUUACUAAAAAACUCGACUCGAAACUCGAAUUUCGAGUACUCGCAGGUGUCUAACAAAUCUGGAUUAGUGGCGAUGUUGUUUAGAAUGUCAGUACAAAUGUUCUGUCUUGAUUCCUUUUGCUCGGGAGUGAGGAGUUUCGGCACCAUUUUUGCUCAAACCUUCCGCAUGUUAAAUGAUUCAUUUAACAAUUUGUUCAAUGUUAUGAUCCGUUUUUGACGUUGAGGGCUGUCCUGGGCGCAGAUUGUCUUCAGUCGUUUCACACCCUUUUUAAACAGUUUAAACCACUCUAACACUUGUGUGCGGGAUAAACAUUCAUUCCCGUAGACUUCUUUCAACAUUGCAUAAGCUUCUGCGGCAGUUUUCCCUAGUUUAACAAGAAACUUGAGGUUAACCCGUUGCUCCAUCUGACCACUUGGCAUUUUCCCGACCCGUCACUAGUGCGUAGACUACCUAGUUCUAUCAACUGCUACAGUCAAACUGAGCGACCAGCUGGCUUGUAUAGCGAGCUCAGGGUGGGGGAAGGACCAUCAGACACAGUCAUGUUCAAACAUGUCGCGGCACGCUCGCAGUUUGCUGGGAGCAGCAUCAGUCCGGUUAUUUAAUAGCCGCACCUUGUAUGUCAGUAGCAAAAACAGAAAAAUGUUAAGAAAAUAAAUAAAUAAUGCAUUGGUUUGAAUAAUACAGAAAGCAUAAGGGCACAACUGAAGUUACUUCAACAGCUGCCAGGGAUAAAAACCAUCUACACAUGAUAAUAAAAUAAUAAUUAUUAACAUAAACAAUUGAAAUUCUUAUCAUUGUUAGCUGAGCUUGAUAACUCAUGUUCCUAGCUUUAAAAUCUUUAUUGAGAGCCUUUAAAUCAGAGUAAUCUACACAUUAUGAAUUUAUGAGUUAUAAAAGUAUUAAUAUCUUUAUAAACUGAUAAUUGUUCUAUAAUGUCUGUGGUGUACAGAAAUAGUUACGUGCUGCAUAUAAGAAACAUUAAAGACAAAAAAAAUAGUAGCUUGUGCGAGUUUCUUUCUUGUUCAGCAUUAUUUUUUUAGUUUUAUUCUGCGAAUGCGAUUCCCCAGUUUUUCACGUGUCAAAUCACUGUAUUAGUUUUUUGUUGGUCGUGGCUUCUGUUUACUAAUCUCAGAAGUAAUAGUAAAAUAAAAUAAGAAAUGAGAGAGAAGAAAGAAACUGAGGAAUAGACUCCCCUUCCCCGACCAUCCAAAGGAUGGCAACCCAAAUAACACGUCACAUUAUCUGUCAAGGUUCGUCAGUACACAGCGUUCAAAAAUGGUAUGAGUGACGUAGUCUGUACGCACGGCGAGUAGUUUUUCCAUUAAGCUAUAAACACAGUUCAAAAUAUUGCAUAAAUGACAAGAGUUUGAAUGCAUAGUGUGCAGUUUUUCAAAUAAGCUCUUUUUAACUUGCAAGACAAGCAGAUAAUUCCUGAUGGCUUUCAAAGAUUCUUGGAUACAUCCUAGAUUUCCUAGCACCAAAAAUAUUUACACCCAAAUGUAAAGGUUUCCUGAUUUUCCCAAUCAAAUGGCCACUCAGAACAAAUAAAACCUUCAGUUGUUACAAAAUUUUAAAGAAGAAUAUAUAAGAAGGUUGAGUGCUGUGACAUUGUUUUGUUAUUGCUCGUGCAAGCGCGUGAGUUGUGGACUGUUAGGAAGAGUGAAGGGCAGGAUGGCUGGAAGCCAGCUGUGCAGUGCAUGCCAUGUGUGGGGGGAAAAGAAGCAUGUUUUUUUAAUUUUUUUAUUAUGCUGUGAAGCAACUUUUUUUUCUGUCAACCCAUUAGAAAAGAUAAUUGUUUGAGCUGUCAAGAUGAACAUCUCCAGCGGCAGUUAACGAAGAGUGAAUGGUCGCUUUGUGUAUCUACUCGAAAAACAUGUCAGCAUUUCAGUAAAACAAAAUCCUAAUGUCUUUUGUUUAUAACCGGAUGUUUUCUACCCGAUUUAAGUUCCUUAGCCACAUUUCGAAGGAAACUAACCACCCACCGGCCAGUGCUGCAUUUGCUUUACAGAAGCAUAUAAAGCUUUUUUAUCAGUUUGCUGACAGUUAUAAUACAGUACCUAUACAACCGAAAAAAACUGUGACUCUGAAUAUAAUGCGACCCCAAACUUUUUAACUAUGAGUUUAUAAAUAAUACUUUAUGGUGUAAAAAACACAAUUCAGACACACAAAAAAAAAAUUUGAAUUUGUAAAUUUAUAACAUACCUAUUUACCUAUUUACCUAUUUACUCUUUCCAGAGUAGUGAUUUGCACGGCUUUUUUUUUUGAACAGCAAGCAACAAUCAGAAGGAAAAAAGGCAGAAAUUUUUACACACACACACACACACACACACACACAUAUAUAUAUAUAUAUAUGUUAUGGCUGUAGAUCAUAAGCCAUUCAUCCGAGAGCAAAGAAUACUGUUACAUGGUGGUCAACAGGAAGACUGUGAAGAGGGGUAGGGGGGUGCCUUGGCUAGCAGCCCCAUUCCAAAGUGUUAUCUUGUCUCAUCUGACAUGUCUAUGUCUAGGGGCAGUGAAAAAUGGUGAAUGCGAAAUCGCGAAGUUUUUGUAAAACCCCUUUCAAUUAUCUGUACUGUAUCAAAAAGUGAACUUAACCUAUCCACAGCACACCUAUACACAUUUCGUUUUCGCGAAAUCUUAUUACCACCGCGAAAUAUACCGUCAAGGCGCGAAAUUGGCUACUUGGUAACGAAAUUGCGAAAUGCCUAUCUAAUUUAAUUCGAAAAUACGUUAAAAUUAUUAGCAAUGCACGAAAUAACUUCCGUACAUCGAUACGAUCAUACGAUACUCGACGUAGCGGACUGUACACAAAUGGGAACAGCUUUCCAGACAAAAGAAUAACAAAAAUCACGGAGGAAUGGUAUUGGUUGGAACAGAACUUUUUACGGGCGUGUAUACCAAACAGAACAGCCCGCGAGUUGUUACCUUUGUGCUUUGUUGUCCCUGUUCACGGGAUGUAAAAAAUUAGACGUGUUUGCCAACUGGUUGUUGUGCUACCGCAGAAUAUUAAAAAAAUCGUAACAUAACCUAAUAUAACGUAACACAACCUAAACAUAAAUUAUCUUGACUUUAACUCCCAAACAAACGCUUCGUUGUCAGUAAAAAUUGUGCAUAAACAUGCCAAAGGUUUUAAGUGUAUUUGAAAGGGCACGGGAGUAUGAAAGUGAAGGGUUUUAUGUGUUUGACAAACAUAAAAAAGUUAUGAUGUGCAAGUACUGCAAUGUAACAGUUGACUGGAAAAGGAAGGAUAGCUGCGAAAAACAUUGUAAACAAAGGUCUUCGCACAAAGUCAACAAGGAUAAUGGUGGCAACGGAGUGAAAAGACAGAUAACAAUUGUUGAAAAUGUGUCUUUGAACAAAAAACUCAAGGCCGAAAAAACUAAAUUGGCGAAAGACACAGUGCGGGCUUUCGUGCAAGCAAACAUCCCGCUUGAAAAACUGGACCAUCCAGGACUGCGAUCUUGGAUGAAUGAAUACAUUCCAGGGUCCGGUGACCUUCCACAUUCAUCUACCUUACGAAGCACUUACCUUGAAAGUUUGAAAGUUGAAGAGGAGGAGAAAAUAAAAGAACUGGUGAAAGGGCAAGACAUUGUUUUAUUGUGUGACGAAACAACCAACAAGAAAGGACAGUGUGUGUUUGUCGUUCUAUUUAAGAUUAUGUCUGCAAGCAGUGAACAAAAAUUGCUUGUAGCUGGGACGAAAGUUUUGAUGAAUGCAAAUUCGACAGAAUUCUCACGAGCAAUUGUUGAUAUAUUGGUGAAAUUUGAUGUAAAAUAUGAUAACGUAAUUUCUUUCACUUGCGACUCGGCGAAGUACAUGACAAAAUGUGCUGACCUUUUGCGCGUUUUGGUAAGAUACAAACUGCUACAUAUUCAGUGCUGGGCACACAAGCUCUGCCUGGUUGGCAAUAUUUGGGUGGCACAGCUUUCCGAACUGAAUGAGUGUGUAAUGAAAACCAAAAUGUUUUUCUUGAAUUCAAGGAAAAGGAAACACCACUAUUUGCAGUUUCUGACGGUAUCGUCCAUUCACCCCAAAUUGUUCCCAUCUCCUGUUUUAACACGCUGGAAUUCGUGGUUCCGUGCUGUGGAGUACAUUGACACAUACUUACCCCAUCUUUUAGAAUACUUCAAGACAGAAGAUGCAGAAACUAGUGGAAGUUCAACAGAAUAUUACAUGCAGAUGUCUAUGGACAAAGUUGCUGUUUUGCAAUGUGAAGCAAGAUUUGUAGUUGAGCACUGUAAAUCAACUGUAGAAUUGCUUGAGAUUUUAGAGGGUUCGUCAUAUCCUUUUGCUCACAGGUUGCUAGGAAAACUUUAUGAUUUGAAAACCAGUUUCAAAUUGGCCAGUGAUAAUACUUUUCAUCCUGAAACAACACAGAUGCUGAACUCACAACUUUGCUUGAAAUCUGCUGUUAGGGCUACUCUUGUUUCAACAGGACAAAAGUCUCUAUUGAAGCUAUCAUCGUUGAUUGCCAGUGAUCCUGCCAAGGAUUUUGUAGAGUGUAUGGGUGCUUUGUUUGAUCCCAGAGAAAUUGCUUGUAAGGGGCUAGAGGUUGACGCUGUUGAGUUGCAGAACAAGGUUGAAAAACUUCCUUUCCUAUCCCAGGUGCCUUUUCGACUUGUUCUAGAAGGCUACACUCAGACUAAACAGGCAGUCUUAAAAUCAAUUUCUAAGAACGUCGAUAUUCUUACCAUCCUGCUGUCUUUAAAAUCAGAUUUCCCAGAGUAUGCAACCAAUGCUGUGAAGUGCCUGUGGAUCCCUGUUUCCAAUGUUGACAGUGAGAGGGCUUUUUCCAUGUACAGCAACAUCAUGUCCGACAAGCGAACAUCUUUGCGGGCUGAUAACAUUGAAGUUAUGUUGGGAAUGUGUUUUGGAGCUAGCCAUUGAAGUCAAGGAUUUUAAGUUUUUGUGUACUUGCGUUACUACCACAAUUCAGUAUUUUCACAUGUUCUCUAUUUCAUUCUUGUCAGAAACAAUGUAAACAGAUUAAGAAGUCCAUGUUAAGUUACUUAGUUUAUUACUCUAAAAGUACUUUUGCAAAUUAUUCAAAAACAUUGUAGCAGAUUGCUUCAAAAAAAAUCAAGAGGAUCCACAGUCACACUAUGCACGCCACAAACCUGGGUUACAAGUUUUGCAAAUUUUAUAACACAAUUUUUUAGACUGACUUUGGCUUAUUUUAUGCCUACUGAAAAUUGUAUUACAUUUGGUCAAAAAUAUUAAGAAAUUGUUUGAAAUGAUAUGAAACAAUUUUUUGGUAGGUGUACAGACACAUCUUUGUUUAAACUGUGUUUCGAUUUUUCCAUACAAAUGGAAUUAUUAUAAUUUUUCAAAAGAAGCUGAAAAACACUGCAACAUGGGCAACAUGGCCUUAAAACUGUGUACAAAAUUUGAGGAAACAGUAUGUGGGAAACCACAAAGCAGAGAUAGGACUAGAAGACUAUAUUCAUUAUAUUCUUUAUAAAUUGUAUUAUAAAUCUUAAAUGUGUAUUAUUAUGAAUGUCUUGUGUAAAAAAUUGUUAUAAUUGAAUCUCAUCGCUUAUGAAAUGAAUAAAAAUGAUUCUAAA
Molecule: messenger RNA, 6708 nt
Organism: Bacillus rossius redtenbacheri
Lineage: Eukaryota; Metazoa; Arthropoda; Insecta; Phasmatodea; Bacillidae
Exons: 2
Coding region: 4262-6031 (589 amino acids)
Biological process (GO): regulation of transcription by RNA polymerase II
Cellular component (GO): nucleus
Molecular function (GO): double-stranded DNA binding; protein dimerization activity
Source: RefSeq, a predicted model, not a curated record